Aspergillus niger is the source of this 630-nucleotide messenger RNA. RefSeq lists its product as hypothetical. NCBI's taxonomy places the organism in Eukaryota, Fungi, Ascomycota, Eurotiomycetes, Eurotiales, Aspergillaceae. The record is from RefSeq and is a predicted model, not a curated record. The transcript is spliced from 4 exons. The coding region runs from base 1 to 630 and encodes 209 amino acids.
AUGGGGACCCUCUCCCCUCUCUCCCCGUGGCUGUCAUGGAGGGGAGAAGAGGGGGGUUGUUGUGUGUGGAAGAGGGAAGCUGUCAUAUCCUUUCCCAUUGUGGAUAGGCCAGCCAGGGGUCCCCCUCGGGGUCUAUUCUCCCUUUCGCUUUUCUGUCUCCAACCUCCGGUAUCCGUCAACCGGCACGAUCGGGGAAGUCAGGAGUGGGCGAAGAUGAUUCAUCUGAGGAUGUUGGUUCCAGAUGAAGAAGGGUGUGGGAAUCUUAUCCAGAAAUUCCAACCAUCGGGUCCCAUCCGUCGAUUAGUUCGACUAGUUGAUCUAAACGAGGAAGGAAUGCGUAAUCCUAACCAUGGAACGAACGUCCAGUUCCGAGCCAUUCACCCAAGGGAGAGAGCGGCUGUGAUGGGGAACUUUGAACAUUCCAGAACAUGGGCUUUAGCUGGAGAAUACUCAGUAGAGUUAUUGCUUAGGGACCCUCCUUCCCUAUCUAACCAGCUAAGUAACUGGGUCACAAGAAUAGAUUUUCUACGCGGACGACCAGAGAGGAACAGAGAAGGGUUGGAAGGAAAAAGGGAAUUGACGGGGGAGGAUGGAGGGGGGAGGGAAACCAAUCUAACACGGUUGCUUUGA